CUGGAAGUUUACGUGACCAAAGCCUUGCGCUGAAUUACUUGCCAGGAACCAAUAUGGCGGCAGCAUGUAGCGAGCUCCCGAACCUUCUACUACGGUCAGUUACUAACGGGAAACGAUGUUUCUACGCACCUCUUUACGAAAGUGCUUAGCGAACCCUACAUGAUAGUUGAUAUCACGUGCCAUUUCUUAUUUCUACCGUUUCAAAGACGGCCGUUUAAUGCUCUGUGCCCACAUAGUGUAUGAGCUCUGUGGAACAUUACGUCAGGGGUCACGUGAGGUUAGGAGGCGUAUGUGCCGCGCUGAUUGGAGGAGAUGAGGAGAUGGACAGAGCGGGUGGCCAAUAGUGACAGGACUGACCCGGAAGUGUGCGGUGCUGCGGUCUGAGAGACGCUCUAUGGACGGAGUGUCCGCAGCAGCUCCAGCGGGCUCGGCCGAGGCGCUCCUGGGCGGCUAUGGAUCCCCGGAUGGUGUCCUAGAUCACCAAUCACUCCCAGGGUAUGUGUGCUGCAAUCCGUGCGCAGGCACGGCGGGCACAGACACCAGGGCUUCUGCUGCAGGUGGACAGUGCAUGAAAAGAGCUUCCCAGCAAUAUGCAGCAUUCACACAGGCUGCCACAGGGGGAAUCAGGGAAUGAGCUAAUGAAUGCUACAACGCUGUAAGCACCAUAACUACCGCAGCUUACUGUAAUGGCAUGGUGCAGCCGCUCUGUUGGGUUUUUGUAAAUUGUUUAUAAAGCAGGGGUCUCAGAAAGUGACCGCUUCUGGCAUCUAUGGAAAACAGUAAACACGGCGGAAUAUAUCACUAGGCUGAAUAAUGCAGGGGAUGUAAGGCGCUUCCCCUACAUGCCUGAGAUAAUCCAUUUUGAUGAUCUCAGCCAAUCCAAUGCUUUCCCCACAGUAAAGCUUUGGGAGGCUAUUGCGCGUGCGCAGCAAAAUGGAACACUGCGCCAAUCCGCAUCUCUUCAUAGAGAUGCAUUUACUCAAGGCAUUGCCAUGGGGAAUGUUCAGCAUUUCCAUGCUGCAUUGAUACAGGAAGCACAUCUAGUGGCUGUUUGAGUGACUGCCACUAGAGGUGUUACUAGGCAGUAAUGUAUACUCUACGUUUUAUCUGAAAAGUCAGCGUUUACAUCGAAAAACCUGCAGGGACAUGCUAUAGACACUAGAACCACUACAUUACUAAAGCAUCCCUUUAAAUAUGCAACAUUUGGUCACUGCUUGUGUAGAGACAUUGUAAACACUGGAAUCACUACCGCUAUUGGUGCAUUACUGUACUAAAUUGCUAUUGAAUGAAAUUGAGUGAGUAUUGCGGAAGUUAAAUUUGUCAUUAUGCUGUCGGAAGUUGAAAGGCCAUUUCAGGGCUUUUUAAUUUGUGUGUUUUUUGUUUGUUUUUUGUCAAACCAUUUGGAUUAAAGCAACACUCCAAAUAAUAUAACCCCCACAGACUGUUUGUUAUUGUGCCAGGAGUGUCUCUUGCACCCUCCCAAAGUAAUGUAUCAUUUCACAUAGGAACGGUUUGACAACUUAUCUGGUGUCAAUGACCGGAGCCCUGUUUUGUAGAUUUUCCUUGCAGGAAAAUCUGGUUAGUUCCACUGAGUUAAAGGACUACUAAAGGCUUAAUUAAGUUUUAUGGUUGCUGUGGUCCUUUAGUUUUAACCCUGCAAGGUAAAGCAUUGCUGUUUAGUAGAUAUGGCAGUGCUUACAUUGCAGGGGAAAUACGCCCACUAGAGGCACUUCUUCUGUAAUAACCGACUUACAGCUAACCUAUGAAGAGCAUUGUUUGCUCUGGAAUACUGAUAAAAUGAUGCAAGAUCUCUUGAGCCGGGGUAGAGGAGCGAUGACGUAGACGGCAUCCUUGUGGUGUGCGGCUGGGAAACGCUUGAGUCGAGGAGAAGGGGUAGCUCAUGCCCUUGCCCAGGGCUGGAGGAGAGGAAAGGAUGGCGUGUAUUUCGAGUGAGAAGUCCUGUCUGAAUGCAGCUGUGCCCUAGGGAGCAUAGCGAUAGGCAGCCCAGGAAUACAAAAAAGAACGCUGAGCAUCUCCUGAUGCAUGGAUAAGGUACAUUGGAGAAAUACUGAAGCCGGUCUAAAGCUAAGUGUAUAGUUGAUGUAAUGGAAAUAAUGGCAAAUUAACACUUAAAGGGAAACUCCAGUGCCAGGAAAACAAUCAGUUUUCCUGGCACUGCGGGUCCCCUCUCCCACCCACCCCCUCAUCUCCGGUUGCUGAAGGGGUGAAAAAAAGGGGGGGUUUCUUCUCGCCACUGCUUCUCCCAGUCUUUACAUCGGCCGGUGGGCGAGACUGAUCCCGGCCAUGGAGACCUAAUGCGCGGCAAUGUCGCGCUUGCACAUUAGAGCUCCCCAUAGGAAAGCAUUAAAAGUUUCAAUGCUUUCCUAUGGGGAAUUGAGCGACGCUGGAGGUCCUCACACAGCGUAAGGCCAUCCAGCGACGCUCUAGCACAGGUUUUCUGUGCUAUGGACGAGGAAGUGCCCUCUAGUGGCUGUCUAGUAGACAGCCACUAGAGGUGGAGUUAACCCUGCAAGGUAAUUAUUGCAGUUCAUAAAAAACUGCAAUAAUUAAACUUGCAGGGUUAAGGGUAGUGGGAGUUGGCACCCAGACCACUCUAAUUGGUAGAAGUGGUCUGGGUGCCUGGAGUGUCCCUUUAAGUCUCUGUCCUUCCCUGUUUGUUGAAGCUUUGGCUAUUUUUAUUUUGCUUUAUGCCUCUCCUUCCUCCUUGCAACUAUCUCAUUUGAUAUAAUAUGAGGCUUUAGCUGGUUAAUAACGGUUGGGGAGAGGGGGCAAAUUUACUGAAUAGAGAUCUGUGUUUUUUCCUGUUGGGUAUUAUAGUCCUUUCGUAUUUAUUUAUUUUCCUCUCCUGUUACCUCCCGUAGUGUUAUUCCUCCUACAACUAUUCUUAUACUGGUAAUAUACAGGAAAGGGACUGGGACCUUUAAGGAGAUUUCAGGUAGUGAAGUGGGGGGUAGUGAAAAAGGAGUAGUAGAAAAGAAAGGAGGGAAACAAUAAAAGAAAGGUGGGGGGGGAGAGGUAAGGGAAACGAUAACAAAGGAAAGAGUGUAUGAACCCAUGACCACAAGAGUGGGAGAGAAGGGGGGGGAAGGAAGCAACAAACAAAAAAGCAAAACUGAAUAUAAUGCUGACUGGAGAUAGACGUAGGCACCAAAGCAUCCAGUGGUAUGGAACAAUGUAACCAGAGGGAGACCGCUAAAUAUCUGAAGUAACAGAAAGUAUCAACACAAAAAUAAACUAACUCCAAACAAUAAUAAAUACCGAACUAGCCUUCUAAGGCUACUCCCAUGCCUAAGUAAGUGAGGAGAUGAAUUUACUAAACACCUAAGUCUGCGAUAUACAUUUAGGCUUUAUUAGUCCUGGCCCUUGAAUGCAUAGGGUGUUAGUAAAUCUCCACUUAGUACCUAAGCACCAGAAAAUGUGCCAAAGGGAGAAAGGUCUCUGUCUAAAAGAUUGGCAGCCCUAAUAAUAUCAAUUGGGGAAUUUUUGCUUUUUUGUUUCUGUUGCUAGAGUGCCCUCCUGAUGCAUGGGAUCAGUGUGGAGGUGGUGCUUAUUCCCCUUUACACCCAUUUUCACACAGAUCCCGUUUCUUUCUAUUUUUUUCUGGAAAAAAGAGACGAGACUGUGUUAAGACUACCCAAAAGUAUUCUAAGGAACCCCUGAGGGGGGGAAAAGGGAAGUAAGAGGGGAGAGGAAAGGAGCAGAAAAUAUGGCCACCAAAAAGACGCAAAAUGGCAAACACCUGAAGAAAAGGGGGGGGGGUAAAAAAAAAAGGAACGUCAUCUAGAAAAAAGUUUUUCUUUUCACCCCAACCGCCUGGGAAUAAAUCAAAUUUAGAUGUGCCACACCAGAUAACUAAUCCGAUAGAAGGAGAAACGAGCAGUACACAAAUGGAGGCAUAUGACAACUCAAGACAGGAAGAAAACCUAUAUGAACGAUUACUCAGUCAUCCAGACACACAAUUUGCGAAAAUUGAGGUGGAAUGCAAGCAAAUACACAGGACAUCAAGAGAGACAUUUCCUUAUUAACCCCAAGGAUCCAAAGUAUUGAAGAAAAACUAGAGAUGAUCGAACAAGUGUGUAACUCCCACCAGGAAGAAAGUCAUUCUGGAAAGAAAAAUAGCAGAUCUGGAAAAUUAAAAUUUUAGAUCUGGAGGACAGAUCAAGGAGGAACAACCUAAGAAUUAGAGGUGUGUCCGAACAAAUAAAGACAACAGAAUUGGAAAUACAUAUAAUUUUUUUUUUUUUUUUAAAUAUAUGAAAGUGGAAUGGGAUAUCAAAAGCCCUAUGAUGGAAAGGUGUCACAAAGUUAACAAACACAAAGGCGUACCAGACCGCCUCCCAAGAUAUAUAUUGGUUUGUUGUUCCUCUUUUAAACUCAAGUUACAGAUCCUGAGAUCACUGAAAAAGAUCAAUCUUUCAGGAGAGUAUGAAGCAUUUAAGGUCUACCAGGACCUGUCAUGGAAUACCAGACAGAAUAGGAAGUCCUUUGCAGAUAGUACAAUAGAACUCAGAUCCAAGAAUAUAAAAUACUGGUGGGGGUUUCCCACAAAGAUCUUUAUAUUGCAUGAAUGCAAGACCUUAAGCUUCAAUACUGCAGAAGAUCUUAAACGUUGGUUGAUUCUAAGUAAAGAGAUAUAAAGAACCAACAGAUCAAUAACUUCUUUGCUAGGAAAUAGGAGGGGAGAAAAAAAGGUGAGAAAUAAAGUAAAAAGAGAGGAAGGGGAAGGAAAGGCAUCUGCGGAUUUUUUUUAAUUUAUUUUUUUUUUUUGGUUGUGAUGAAUGAUUUAUAGAUGUACACAAUAUAAAGAAGUAUAUACACUAGCAGAAUAAAAACAAAUACAUUUAGAAAUGGCAGACAGCAGGUGAGGUUGGGCGAACAUAUCCGAUUUCCGGUCUGCCCCUUAUACGUCAUCAUUGAGUAAACUUUGACCCGGAACCUCACAGUCAGCAGACACUUCCUGGGAGGGAGGGUCUGCUGCUGAUUGGGUGGAAUGUGUCUGCUGGCUGUGAGGUUCCGGGUCAAAGUUUACUCAAUGAUGACGUAUAGGGGGCGGACCGGAAAUCGGAUAUUUUCGCCCAACGUGAACACGCUAUUGUUCGCGGACAGUUCGCGACAUCUCUAAUCCCUAAUUCUGGAUUUCCUGAAGAAAACCCAAAUACAAGUUUGUGCAUUACAAGAAACACAUUGGAUAAAAACUGACAAAAUUAAUAUAAGAUCUAUUAAUUAUCCGGGAGGGGUUGGCAUUUGUUUUCCAAAAAUAUAUCCAUAAACAUUAAAUUCCAAGAUCUUGAUAAGGAAGGAAGAUAUAUUAUCCUGGUGUGCGAAAUAAAUAAUAAACUUUUUACUUUAGCUAAUAUAUAUGCUCCUAAUAAGUCUACUAUAAAAUUUAUAACAAAGAUUAUGAAGAAAAUUGAUCAAAUCAAACAGAGGGUGCUAUUAAAUAUGGGUGAUUUCAACUGUGUAAUAGACCCUUUUAAAGAUAGGAAGAACUAUAAUGGGAAAAAAAAAAGAUCAAUAAAGGAACUUCAGAUAGAUUACAAAACUUGAUAGCUCAAUAUAAUAUUGGAUAUUUGGAGAACGUUUCAUCCAUUGGAGUUGGACUUCACAUGUUACUCAAAAACAUUCAAUUCCUACUCUAGAAUCCAUCUUAUUUUGGGGGAUGUGGCCAUGCUAUACCUUGUUAAAAAGAUCGUAAUACAGGAUAUAACAUGGUCAGACCAUAACCCAACCAUACUGGAUUACAAAGACACUUUUGUCAAGUUUCGUAAAGAUUGGCGAUUGAACGAUAAUAUAUAAAAACUAUAAUAUUGAACCGAUUUAAAAAAAAAAAAAAAAUUAUAACUGAACUAUUUUACUUGGAAAACAAAAAUAAGGGGACAUCAGAUAUUGUAGUAUGGUGUGCUUACAAAAUCAUAAUUAGAGGCCACCUGAUGGGGAUGGCAGCUAGAAUGGAAAAUAAAUAAGUCCCCACCCACUUUCAGAGCUAUACAUAGCCCUAAAUGAAUAUAAGAAACACAAUAAAAUAACACCUUCUACAGAAAUAGAACAUACAUUUUCAAUUAUCCAAUAAAAUAGCAAAAACUUUAGAUUUUUUUUUCCAAUCUAAAUGGUACCAAAAAGGCAAUAAGCCAGAAGUGGUUAUGACUAAGGAAGUUGAAAAAGGAAAAAAUAAGUGAUAUAUAGAAUUAGGGAUAAAGAUACAUACAUUAUGGCCCCAAAACAAAUAGGCGGAGCAUUAGAAAAAAGUCUAUAGAGGUCUAUAUAACCUACCAGAGGAUUUAUUUGGUAGUGAUGAAGAAAUUAAAAAUUAUUUGAAAGUAUAAAUAUGUCCAAAAUUCUUCCUGACCAAUCCGAAACAGACUUUAUUAAAGCAAUAGAUAAGCUUAAAUAACAAACUGCCCCAGGCCCAGAUGGCUUUACGAAUAAAUGUUAUAAAAUAAUGAAAGAUUAAUUAAAAUAACUCACAAAUGUUUUUAAUUACAUGAUAAAUACAGGAAGAUGCCCUGGAGUUAUUGAGAGCAUAUAUAUAUAUAUAUAUAUAAUAUAUUUUAAACACAGACAUCAAAAUCUUUUCGUUGAUUCUUGCGAAACGACUGAAAUCUUUCAUACCAGAUCUCAUUAACAGCGAUCAGGUCGGUUUUAUCAGUUGACAAUAUUUGGAAAGUAAUAGACAUUUUGGAGGCAACAGAGACCAAAAGGAUCCCACUCACGCUCAUAUCAAUAGACGCAGAGAAGGCGUUUGAUAGGGUAUGGUGGGCCUUUAUGUCAGCCACAUUAAAAAAAAUUUGGAUUUACAGGUCCAAUUCUAAAAGCGGUAUCUGCUCUCUCUGACUCUCCACAGGCAAGUGGACCCACUGUUAUACAUAUUAGAACCUUUAGCCAUUGAAAUAAGACAAAAUAAAAAAAUUACAGGCUAUAGAGAUCUGUUGGGGCAGGUUAAACUAAAUAUCUAUGCGGAUGAUAUACUACUGAUCCUUGAAGAGCCAGAGACCUCUAUUCGGGAAGUGUUUUAAAUGAUAUAAAUAGGUACUCUAGUGUAUCAGGUUAUAGAAUAUAUUUAGACAAAUCAGUAGUUAUAGCCAAGAACAUGAGUAAGAGAUCAGUAAGAGAUCCUUAUAGAAAUGUUUGGACUUCCAAAGGACAAAUUUUUUUUGAAAUAUUUGGGUAUUACCAUUACAUCAGAAGUAAUAGUUAAUAGAAGCUAAUUUCUUACCUUUAUUAAAACAAACCAAUAAAAACUUACGGGAUUGGAGGGGGUUGGGAUUCUCGUGGUCAGGCAGAAUCCUUAUACUUAGGGCUUAUAUCUUACCAAAAUGGCUCUGUUUAUGGAGAAUGAUCCCUAUUAACUGCCCUGAAAAUUGGUUACGAAUGUUACAUGCCUCUUUUUUAAAAUUUGUCUGGUAUGGGAAAAAAAACAAGAGUAAAAAUGAAAAAUUUAGCCAGGAUAAGACCAGAUGAGUUGCCCAGAAAUCCAUAAGUGUUAUCAGGCCCAUAGACUGUUUCAUAUAAUGUUAUCACAGAAUACAUCUGCAGAAAAGGAAAAAUGGUAUUCAAUAGAGCGAGACAGCAAGGGUGUAGAGAAUUUAUCCUCUCUAUUCUGUAUUUUAGAUCUCAAUAAAAACAUUUUUAUAGCUGAGGCAAGAUCCAAAUCACAUAUAAUUAGAUAUGUAGCAGGUCGGUGGGAUAUAUUUGGAAAAAAAGUCACACUAAAGAAUAGAAUAAUAGGUGCACUACCAAUCUUGGUGAUUGUUAGAUAAUAUUAAGAUCAACUCUUGGAAGAGCAAGGGAAUAAAUUAAAAUCAUAGAUAUAACAGAGGAUUAUAAAAUCAAGCCCUUUCAACAAAUAAGUGAGGAAUUCUGUAUCCCACCAAAUGAUAUAUUUAACUACCUUAGAAUAAGUGUUUGUCUCAGCGUAUAUGAUUUAAGAAUAAAGAAUGUAAAAUAGACUGGCUUAUUCAACUUGUCAAACUAAAAAACUGUAAAAAUAUGCUGUCUAGAUCUGUUAAAGUCUUAUAUAAGUUAAGACAUGAUAAACUUUCCAGAGCAAUUGAAAAGUGGGGAAAAGAUCUUCCUAUACAAAUAGAUGAGGAAGUUUGGAAAAGUUUAUUUUAAUAAAUUAUAUAAACGUCCACUGCUUUAAUUUGACAGAUCUACAGUUUGAACUUUUGAAUAGAUGGUACUUGACACCGAAUCUUCUAAAUAAAAUAUAUGCAAAUACAUCCAAUAGAUGUUGGCUGUGCAACAUUGAUAAGGGCACCUUAUUACACAUAUGGUGGUACUGCCAACCGAUAUAUACUUAUUGGAAAGAAAUAAUUACAUUAAUUGAUUAUGACAGGAAAUAAAUUAACAAUGGAUCCAGGAAUAAUUUUAUUAAAUUUAAUUGAGUCAAAAAUGAAGAUCAAGGAUUCAAUGUUCAUUUUACACAUCAUUACAGCAGCCAAAUUACUGAUAGCACGGAAUUGGAAAAAUGUACAAAUCCCAUCCACCCGAGAAGUGAUAGCACAAGUAAUAUGGCAAGCAAAAAUGGAAAGAAGUAUCUUAGUGAGCUUAAAAAAUCGCUACACGCAAAUAGAAUAUUGGGAUACUUGGAUAGAUAAAUUAGAAUUUUUGAAAUAAAACGAUCAUAGAGGGUCUCCCAUCUAGGUAAAUGGAAUUAAAUCUCGGAGGGGGACAGAGAGAUGAAUAGUAUGUUAUGUAAUGAAGUGGCAAGGGGUUUUCCUCAUACACCCGCCUUCCAUGUCCGACAAAAAGCAAUUAAAUAAAGAGGGAAUAGAUGGGUCAAACGGAUGUAUUAAAAAAAAUACUCGGGAAAGGGGUUUAAACUUACCUUUUUCCAGCGCUGGGCGGAGAGCUCUCCUCCUCCGAUCCUCCUCUGUUCCGCCCUGACGGCUGAAUGCGCACGCGCGGCAAGAGCUGCGCGCGCAUUCAGCCGGUCGCAUAGGAAAGCAUUUACAAUGCUUUCCUAUGGACGCUGGCGUGCUCUCACUGUGAAAAUCACAGUGAGAAGCACGCAAGCGCCUCUAGUGGCUGUCAAUGAGACAGCAACUAGAGGCUUUGGGGGAAGGCUUAACCCAUUAAUAAACAUAGCAGUUUCUCUGAAACUGCUAUGUUUAUUAAAAAAAAUGGGUUAACCCUAGCUGGACCUGGCACCCAGACCACUUCAUUAAGCUGAAGUGGUCUGGGUGCCUAGAGUGGUCCUUUAAGUAAAGAAGUAUUGUAUUAAUGAUGAUAGAGAGACCUCAAAGCUGCUUAUUUUAUGUAAUAGUUUUAAUACCUAUACAUUGGUAAGGUAUCUAUCGGAAAUACAGUUAAAAAAAAAAGGAGGGGGGGGACCUAUGAUGAGCAUUGGAUCGGAGACUAUUAAAAAUGUUGGUGAGGCGGCAGGGACUCUUAUCUUUGCCCUGGAGAAAAAUUGUAACACCCUUUAUUUUUGUUUUAUUGUAGAUUUAAAGGAGCACUUAGUUUAAAGGGACUCUCCACUGCCCAAAUACAGAAUUAAUAAAAUCAUUGUUUAGUAGAUGUAGCCCAAAGGAAAACUUGCAUGUAUUUAACUAUAUAUAUUUUUUUUAAUUUGGAUUAUAUCCAAUAACUGCUUGCAAAAACUGCAUAUCUCGUGUCUGCUGCCUUUACAAGCCCUCCUCUUCUAACCCUGCACAGACUUCCCAAUACAGCUCAAUGAGAAGUCUUUGCAAGUCAGGUGCUCUGGGCAAAUACUGCCUCUUGAGUUCAGUGCAAUUAAGCUAACCAUACCAGGAAGUAACCGAACCUGUUGUCUGCUUGAAAAGCCAGGGGGGACCUUGUAGCUAUUACUGUAAAGUCUUGUUGUUUUUUCUCUUUUUUGUUCUCCUGUAAGUAUUGCAAAACAUUUUAUGUUUGUACUUUUAUGGAAAAAAUGAAAAGUCUGGGGGAGUGUAACCAAUAUAACUUAUAAAAGUGUUCAUUUCUAUUGGAAUUUAAAUUUUUGGCAAAAUGAUAAAAACUGUUUUUCAGCAUGGUAAAAUACUUUAGGGGUCUGGGGUGUCCCUUUUAAAAAGGAGAGCACUAUAGUGUUGGGCAUACAGGUUUGUAUGCCUAAUGCUCAACAGGGUUAUUCACUAGAGUGAAUUUCAUAUUUAAGGCCAAAGUAGCAUAUCUCAGAGAAUUUGCCUAGUUAAAUUUUACCUUGAAUUUGUAUUUCCCUUUGAAUUCUCACUUUACUGAAUAAUUCUGUUGGUAUUCCUUUAAGCAGGGCUGUUCUCAUUAGCUGAGCAUGUCAGCUGGGUGAUCUCAAGAAGUGAGCACAUCCCCAGUGGUUUUUUUUUAGCACAGAAGGGAUGCAGCAUAGGCACAUAAUGGACCCAAGUAAGUUGUCAAACAGUUUGACUAAUGACUUUGACCUCCUGGCACCACAAACACUAAGCAGACAUUCAUGGUUAUGUUGGUUGUUGUGGUCAUGGGGUGCUUAGAGUGCCCUUUACUAAGCUCCCUUAUGCAGAAUACAUACAACAUGGUAGCACUCAUUUAUAUACUGACCUAGAAAACAUUGUUGAUCUGGCAAUACUAUUUCCAAAUUAAUAUGAAUGGCUGCCAUAAGGAGUCAGAUUUUUAUUUUUUUAUUUUACUAUACCAGUGAUUCAAGCAUUAAAACUUGUGUUUUUGUAGCAAUAGUUCUUGGAGGUUGAGAUUUAAGUUCAGCUGAGACCGGAAUGUGAUAUAUAUAUUUAUUUAUUUAUAUAUAUUUUUUGUAAAAAUUUUUAUUUGUAGUUCUCUUGUGACACAAAAUAAACACAUUUGGGGAGUGUGUUCACAUAGUACAUUAAAAGAUUAUAUAAAUUAUCAAAUCCAUAAAUAAUUUUUAUUCUGAAUGGGAAAAAAACAGUGCUUUGGGUGUCAAAUUAACGUACAAAUGUGCAUUUUAUGAAUGUAAAGUAAAAAUAGGACAUGCAAUGAUUCUUAGGAGUAUGCCAUAAACAUUUUGAGUUACUUUGUAGUAGGAAGCAUUUUGUUAGUAUGUGGAAUUACUGAGAUUUUAAAGUAACAGAAAAAUUAUAUGGCAUACUGUCAAUUAUAUUAGAUCAAUCAUACAAACACACCUAUUAGUACAAAAUUCGUCCUAACAAAGUUGAGCAAAGCUGUAAACUUACCAAAAUAGAACCUCGUUCCAAGCUGCUGCAAGUGCUAGUGCCAGCUUUAAAGGGAUUGCAAAUGGAGAAGCUUCUUAAUUAGUACCAGGGCUGGAGGAGGAGGCAGAGGGGCCGAGCAGACAAGCACAGUCACAAGAUAUCGUGGGUUAAGGCUGCCAAGACUUCUAGAUCCCAGAACUGCUUAAUUGAGAGCAAGUUGUGAUUGGUCUUGGAGUAGUCCUUUAAGAUGAUCCUUAUGACAAGCUGCCUAUGCUGCAGUCUUAAUAUUCCAAAGACAUGAUUUGAUUUUACUCAUGCACAAAGGUCAUGUGACUCCUGGCAGAGUUAAAAAAGAUAUAUGGUGGAGACCAUGGAGGAAGGGCUAAUAACUUUUCAUCCCUUCCCCCACAUAAGGCUUUUUUAGCAAGCUGCUAUGCCAGCUGGGGGGACCUUGCAAAAAGACUUGUCUUCUUUAACAACUGUGACCUUGUCCAGAUAGCAUAAAUUUGCUUGCUUACAUUGUGCAGAAUUUAAGUUUAAUUUGUGUUUACCUGAUUAGCGGAACAACUUUUGCAAGAAAGAGAACAAAAUAAAAUUAGCUUCUGUCAUAGCAUGGACUUCAUUUUAUGUUAAAGCAAUCCAUUCACAAAUUAUUCUUAUUAAUAUAUUGCUUUAUAUGACCAGGAAAUUGCAAGGUUUAGACCAGACUAAAUACACUGAAGAUAGCACAGUUGCAAAUUUUAGACCAAAACUGGUAGGAAUUUCCCAUUCCUGCCUUCAUAAAUUUUGGUUUGUUUUUCUGGCAUUUGAAGGCUCUACCAUCAGAUGAUCACUACUGCCAUAUAGAAGUUGACCUCCAAAGUCAUAGGUUUACAUUUAUCAUAUGUGUGGAAGACUAUUUUACAGAUGUUAUUAAAAAUACAAUUAUUACACAUGCAAGGACACUAGUUCAAGCGAGGCUACCAAAUGUUAGAUGAAAAUCUUUAAAUCCCUCUUAGUUACCUUUUUUUUUUUUUGCUAAAAAAAAGGCAACUCGCCAGGGAAACUAAAACAGGCAAAAAUAAACGUUUAACGUUAUAAUAUAUUAUAUAAUCUCAUAGGUUAAUUGAUAUUUUUCUGUCUUAAUUUAUUUAUAGAUCUGUAUUUGAGUGCAUCUUAAAGACCAGAAGGGUUUCUUUAACAAACAUGGCCUUUGGAGCUGCAGGCUUUAACAAUCAACUUGUCCUAUAUGCACAUUGACUGCUAUCCUGCUUGAACAGAGGCGAACAGGAGAACUUCAUCUGGAAACGGAACUCCUCAAAAUCAGUUUAAAUGAGAAUGUCCCUGGCUCAGAGAGUGCUGCUCACCUGGCUGUUUAGCCUGCUAUUCCUGAUCAUGCUAGUACUAAAGCUGGAUGAGAAGGCACCAUGGAAUUGGUUCAUCAUUUUUAUUCCCAUCUGGAUAUUUGACACUAUACUCCUGGUCAUGCUCAUUGUAAAGAUGGCAGGUAGAUGUAAAUCAGGCUAUGACCCUAGGAAUGAAGCCCAGAAUAUGAAGAAAAAGUCCUGGUACCUCACAGCUAUGCUCUUGAAAUUGGCGUUCUGCCUCGCUUUAUGUGCCAGACUUGAGCAAUUUGCAAAUAUGUACUUAUGCUUUGUCUUUAUACCUUUCUGGAUUUUGCUGAUCGGAGGACUGGGUGAACUUGGAUAUAAUGUAUUUUAUGUAAGAAGAGACUAAUUGUUUUAUUCCUGCAUACAUAACCUAUAUGCAUUUUUUUUUUUUUUCUUCUGCAGAUUUAUAUAUUUUUUUUUAUGCUUUAGUGUCAGGUGGACAGUGACUUAUUUAACCCUUUGUGUGCCAGAAAGGCAUAAAGGACCAAAUCGAUUGCAAAGCCAUGGGUGCUCAUUCCCAGGGAUAUAAAAUGAAAGCAUGGAUUUUCUGGUUAGGUUAAUUUAUUUACAUAUAAUAAAGGUUAUACAUCCAUUAAACAUUUCACUGUAUACAAACAUAAGACAUUUUGAUGCUGAAUUGUCAGAUAUAAUAAAGUGUCCCACUAAUUUUAAAGAGAGGGCAACUGCUAUCAGUUUACCCAUAGCCUAGUUAACUAUUUUGUGGAAUACAAGAAGCUAUUGCGCCACAAGCAAAACUUGAACAAAAUUAACACAGACAACCCCUAACUCCUAUUCUGAGCUACACAAUUGACUGCUCUAAGGGGCUGACUCGGAGCUCAGCCGUUUAAACAUUGUUGUUCUGUAAACUGGUAAUUGAUUUUAACCAAAUAGGGGAAGGGGGAGAAAUCUCCAUCUUGGAAAUUUUCUAGCUUGGCUAUUAUGGCCCAAUAUUUGCAAUUUUCAUGUAUAAGUUCCAGUUUACUAAAUAACCUCUGAAUCAAUUCUUCCCAUGUGAUGUUACAAGUGUCCUUGCCACAGGCUGUGUGAGCAUGGCAGGAGCUGUAAUCUAUGUCUGCCAAUCUAACAUAGGUGACUGUCAUUUGUUAGGAUUUAUCCAGAACUAAUUCAGAAGAGGUUGUAAUGGAAGACAGUGCAAUUUAUAUACCCCUUUUUGAUGGCAAGUGAUAUCCACUGCUUUACAUACACUCACGAGUACAGACAUACCCGCGAGUGUACGUAAAGGUGCCUUCCGAGUACAGACAUUCCCGCGUCUCUUCUGUCAGCAAGGGAACAGGAAAUGGAAGGUUCUAUUCUCGCCUGGAGCAGCUCAGUUCAGUAUCAUUGGGGCAAGAAAUUUUCACACCCUCUGACAUGCCACAGGUUAAAGGAUCACUAUAGAGUCAGGAAAACAAACCCCUUCGGUUACUUCCUUUAAUCCAGGGCCAGGCUCCCUCAGCGCUGGUGACCUCUCCUCCACCGCCGUCAGCUCCCAAGUGGAGCUGCGUGCGCAUUCAAACAGUCCAUAGGAAAGCAUUUCUCAAUCAAAUCGCAUCCAGCAUCGCAGAAGCGCCUCUAGCGGUUGUCACGAAGACAGCCACUAGAGGCUGGAUUAACCCUGCUAUGUAAACAGAGCAGUUUCUCUGAAACUGCUAUGUUUACAUUUGAAGGGUUAAAACCUGAGGGACCUGGCACCCAGACCACUUCAUUGAGCUGAAGUGGUCUGGGUGACUAUAGUGUCCCUUUAAUCAUCUCUGUUUUUGUUAUAUGAUUUGGGUUAGGAUCUGUAAACCUCAAACAUGUUAGGGCAAAUUUAUAAUGCUUACUCCUCGCUGAAAAUAUAAAUAUAUAUAUAUAUAUAUAUAUAUUAUUUUUUAUUUUUUUUCUGCCCAUAAAUUGUCCAUAUUCUGCAAUCUGCUGCUAUCCAGUGAAAGGGUUUACCCUGACAUUUUCUAGAACUAUGACUUAGCAGCUUAGCCACAAUUCUGAGGAUUCAAAGUUAAACCAUAAGUGCUUAAAUUGAUGAAGAGGUGUUUCUAAACAAAGUGUGCAACUAAGCUGCUAACAAAUACAAAUUGGCACUGUAUUGACAGAAAAUAGCCCAGUGGGCAGGUUUAUUUUACUUUCCUCCCAGUUUAAAGGACCACUAUAUUGCCAGGAAAACAUACUCGUUUUCCUGGCACUAUAGUGCCCUGAGGGUGCCCCCACCCUCAGGGACCCCCUCCUGCCCGGCUCUGGAAAGGGGAAAGGGGUAAAAACUUACCUUUUUCCAGCGCUGGGCGGGGAGCUCUCUGCCUCCUCCGAUCCUCCUCCUGGGCUGAAUGCGCACGCGCGGUAAGAGCUGCGCGCGCAUUCAGCCGGUCUCAUAGGAAAGCAUUUACAAUGCUUUCCUAUGGACGCUGGCGUGCUCUCACUGUGAAAAUCACAGUGAGAAGCACGCAAGCGCCUCUAGUGGCUGUCAGUGAGACAGCCACUAGAGGGAAUAGGGGGAAGGCUUAACCCAUUCAUAAACAUAGCAGUUUCUCUGAAACAUAGCUAUGUUUGUUAAAAAAUGGGUUAACCCUAGCUGGACCAGGCACCCAGACCACUUCAUUAAGCUGAAGUGGUCUGGGUGCCUAGAGUGGUCCUUUAAGGUUGUCAGAUAAGUACAGCAUUAAAGAUAAAUGGCACCAUGUGAAAUGAUAUUUUGUUGCAGUAUCAGUUAUGCCUGUAAAUGACUAUUGCAAUGCAGUACAUGCAUUGGGAAGUGGAAACAAAAGGUAUUGCUUAACUUCAAGUACAUUUUAGUUUUACAUACAUGUUCUGGUCCCAUAGUAUACUUAAAAGUGGGGUAUGUCUGUAGUAGCUUACUUCUGCCAUUUUGGACAUCAUGAGGGUCAUGUAUCAGGAACAGCUCUGGGUCUGAGUGCUAAAAGUGGAGUAUUCAUCAGGAAUCUUUCAUUGGUUUCCAUGGUGACAACCACUUUUAGAGAUACGAUUCAGAAUUACAUUAUAAAAUAAACUCCAAAAUCUCAGAAGUCACUGAGAGAAGAUAAGGUCAAGCCUUUUAACGUAAAAAGAAAUUGGACUAAUAGCCUAACAAAUAUGUUUUGCCUCCUUUUAUUUGAAACAUCUUUAUAGUCACAUGGAAAUAAUUGAGUAUUUAAAGGUGCUCUACGAGUUGAAAGUGUAUUUCCAUAAAUCACUUUAAAACAAUAAUACAAUUUCAUAUAAUAAAAGUUCUGAUGAAAUUACCAGUUGAAUAUCUGCCAGCAUUAAAAGUGGCCUUUUUAAAACAGAACAGACAUUAUGUACAAUUAACCAAUUUUAGGACACUACCAGGCUGAAGAAGAGGAACAAAACAGCUUUUCCUGCUCAUUUAGUUUGCCUGAGAUUUGCAAUUUUCCCGUGUCCGUUCUCAAAAGGUUUUUAGUUUGGUGAAUACAUUAGUGAGAUCUACACAAAAAUAACCAUAAACGUUCACUUUGUUCUGUUGCUUCUGGCCAUGCCUGCCUGAUAUCUGACUGUCAACAAACAACAUCCCGAAGGUCAGAAGAACAAGAAGUUAACUCCGGCAAGAUCUAGUGCAAGUGACUUAGCUGUUGUAUGCUGCACUCUAGUGUGAAAGGUAACUUAUGCAGCUGUAAGCACUUUUAUUGAGCUGUAUUAAAUGUUGUACGCAUACAUUCAUUUGAACAAAAUGAGCAUUGCCUGAGCUGUGUUCUCGUCCAGGAAACCUCACUACAAAAGCUGGUAUAUAUUACUUUUUUUUAUUCUAAAACUGCACGUAGCAGGCUGCUAUUAUAAUUUUAUUGUACAUAUUUGAAUAGCUAACUGGCUAUCAUCUGUCUCCGUUAGAAUAUAUUUUAGCUACAUUCAAGAAUGUCAUAUUUACAGAUUGCAUAUUAAAAUGCACAAUUCUUGUGUAAAAAGCUACUUACAGAUACUUUUUUCUAUUUUUAAAUAGAUCAUUUAUGGUUUAGCUGCUUACAUGUGUAGGUGAUUUUUGGCACUCCAGAUGUGGAGAACUACAUCUCCCAUAAUGCUGGCAAAGCAUCAGGAGAGAUGUAGUCACACAAUACCUGGGUGCCCACCCCUGGUUUAGCACAUUGUAAAUAUUAAUAAAGAGGCAGUAAAGCCCUUUCUCCUCUACUACAGAAAAUAUAAUUGGCUUAAAGCAGGGGUCCUCAAACUCUGGCCCCCAGAUGUUGCUGAACUACAACUCCCAUGAUUCUCUAGCUAUCUAUGUAAUUCAAAGAAGCAUACUCCCCUCUUUGACGCUUGUCUUAUAAUUAUUAUCUUUUGUUCCUUGUGCUAAAUUGCAAUACCUGGAAAUAGAAGUGCCAAUGAUAUCUGCAUCUUCGCUUUCAUGGUGUAUUGUGGAUAAAUCAGCUUAGUAACGGAUAUGGAGCUUUGCUUUAAAAAAAA
This is a messenger RNA of Pelobates cultripes (western spadefoot toad), 16897 nucleotides long. The record is from the annotation of a GenBank genome assembly. Lineage: Eukaryota; Metazoa; Chordata; Amphibia; Anura; Pelobatidae.